Messenger RNA from Lottia gigantea (owl limpet), 468 nucleotides. RefSeq lists its product as hypothetical. Gene Ontology annotation, molecular function: N-acetyl-beta-glucosaminyl-derivative 4-beta-N-acetylgalactosaminyltransferase activity. Lineage: Eukaryota; Metazoa; Mollusca; Gastropoda; Lottiidae. The record is from RefSeq and is a predicted model, not a curated record. The transcript is spliced from 4 exons. Gene Ontology annotation, biological process: glycosphingolipid biosynthetic process; carbohydrate metabolic process. Bases 1 to 468 code for a protein of 155 amino acids.
AUGCAUACAUGCAAGCGUCAUAAUGGUAAUAAAAUAUUCAAUAAAGGAAGAAUAAUGAAUGCCGCCUUUAAGGAAGCCUUAAAAAUCUUUGAUUUUCAAUGUGCAGUCUUUCACGAUGUAGAUUUAAUUCCUGAAGAUGACAGAAAUAUGUACACAUGUCCUCAACAACCUCGUCAUUUAUCAGUAGCUAUUGACGAAAUGAAUUACAAAUUAGGAUAUGAUUUGUUAGUUGGUGGUGUAUUAAAUAUGAGAGUAGAGCAUUAUAAAACAGUCAAUGGUUAUUCUAAUAUGUAUGUUGGUUGGGGAGCAGAAGAUGACGAUAUGGCCUACAGAAUAGUGAAUCAGCAAGUAAAUAAGCAAGCCUUAUGGUGCGGGAACACGAACAGUCCUGGUCGUGGAUUUUUGUCGCUGACUCGAAUUAUGAGUAAGAUCUCACUUAUUCCAGCGCUUACACGAUUAUCGCAUUGA